This is a messenger RNA of Purpureocillium lilacinum, 2985 nucleotides long. The record is from RefSeq and is a predicted model, not a curated record. NCBI's taxonomy places the organism in Eukaryota, Fungi, Ascomycota, Sordariomycetes, Hypocreales, Ophiocordycipitaceae.
AUGGACACAACGCAAGAGUCGAUACCGCUCGGCAAUGUUGACCCCGAAAGCACAUGCUCUCAUCCUUGCCCAGAGCAAAUUGAGGCAAGUAUUGAAGCUGGCAACGCUUCGGAUGACUCGCACUUCGAUCUGUCUGCGCCUUUCAACGACACCAUCGAAGAUGUUCUCAGAGCGACACUGGCAUACAAAGCAUUUGCCGUGUCCGAAACUUCUCCAGGUAUCAUAGCCAAAGACCUCUCGAAUCUAGAUGAUUUGGCAUGGUACGGCAUCUCCGAGGCAGGUCAAAUGGAGUUGUGGACCGAUGAAGUCUCACGACUGAUGGACCUGGCCAACGAACCGGAAAUACCUAUCCUCUACCGUCCUGCAACCGCCGACGGCGACAAAGUCUUUGCUACAGACUCCCCAGCUGCUCACAGGGUUACUUCUCGUUUUGCGCGGCGCAUGUUGGACGCCAUCAACAUCAUCGUGCAUGACUCGCAAGCUGCACUCGCAAUCAACUGCAGGAAGCUCUGCAACCCCGACAUCUUAACACGAAGUCGAAAGCACCUUCAAGCUAUGGCUGCGCAAAGCUCCCAGGCCAGUGCUCACGGCGCUGCAGAAGAGCUCUCACUGGAAGAAGACCACUACCGCUUUAUGGGCUACUGCACUGCAGUGCUAAGUCGCGUAGUGAACAACAAGAGAUAUGUAAGUGACAGUGAAUACCAUGACGGCGAGACACGCACCGCGACCGCCGCAAACGGUGAUGACGAGUCCUUAUCGCCAAUGAUAUUCGCGCGGCACAAUUUCGAGGUCGUCGGCAUAGCCAACUCGACGGCCAAAUCCAUGACCACCGAGAUGCAAUACUACAUGCACACAACGCGGCACCAGUACGCCAUCCUCGAACUGCUGCGCAUCAUGCUGUCGUCUUUUCGCUCCAUGGGCCUCGGUCCUGACAAUUUUUUCAAGGGCGGCCAUCCAGGGAGCGCCAUGGGCAUGGCCGCCAUCGGCGUCGCCCUCUGGAAAUACACCAUGAGAUACUCUCCCCGCAACCCCGACUUCUUCAACCGCGAUCGCUUCGUGCUGUCUAACGGCCACACAUGCCUCUUCCAGUACACUUUCCUGCACCUCACCGGCUACCCGGCCAUGACACUCGACCAGCUCAAGUCGUACCACUCAUCGCGCACUGACUCGCUCUGCCCCGGCCACCCGGAGAUCGAGCACCCUGGCAUCGAAGUCACAACGGGACCCCUUGGUCAGGGCGUCGCGAACGCGGUCGGUCUGGCCAUGGCGACCAAGAACCUCGCAGCUACGUACAACCGGCCCGAAGCCGGCUUCAAUCUCAUCGAUAACACAACAUGGUGCAUGAUCGGCGACGCAUGCCUGCAAGAGGGCGUCGCGCUUGAAGCAAUUCAAUUAGCGGGUCACUGGAAGCUCAACAACCUGGUCGUCAUCUAUGACAAUAACCAGAUUACUUGCGACGGGAGCGUCGACCUCUGUAACACAGAGGAUGUGGACGCCAAGAUGCGAGCGUGCGGGUGGGACGUGCUAAAUGUCGAGGACGGAUGCUACAACGUCGAAGGUCUCGUCGCCGCACUGCUCUCAGCCAAGGCGUCAACAGAGAAGCCCACAUUUAUCAACGUUCGAACUGUAAUUGGUAUUGGAAGCAAGGUCGCCGGCGAUGCCAAGGCCCACGGCGCGGCGUACGGAGCAGAGGACGUCAGGAGCAUCAAGAAGGCGUUCGGCAUGAACCCGGACGAACACUUUGUGCUCCACGACGAAGUGUACGGUUACUUCCGAGAGAUGGCGGCGAGAGGCGAAGGGCUGGAGCGGAAUUGGCACAACAUGGUCGGGGAUUAUGCCAAAGAGUACCCCGAUCUUCAUGCCGAGUUCAUGACGAGAGUAGAGGGUCGCUUUACACAAGAUUGGAGGGCACUCAUCCCAAGUAAGGAAGACUUCCCCACGACGCCAACACCAACACGAAAGUCUUCAGGCCUCGUGUGCAAUCCACUGGCUGAGAGGCUGCCGAACAUGAUGGUCGGGACAGCGGAUUUGUCGCCCUCGGUCAACAUGAUCUGGAAGGGCAAGGUUGACUUUCAGCACCCCAAUCUUCAAACAUCUUGUGGCAUCAACGGCAAUUACUCUGGCAGGUACAUACACUGGGGAGUCCGCGAGCAUGCCAUGGCGUCCAUCUCGAACGGCAUAGCCGCCUUCAACAAAGGCACGUUUCUACCAGUAACGUCCAGCUUCUUCAUGUUUUACAUCUACGCCGCUCCCGGUGUUCGCAUGGGCGCGCUUCAACAUCUUCAGGCCAUCCACAUCGCGACGCACGACUCCAUCGGCACCGGCGAAGACGGGCCAACGCACCAGCCGAUCGAGCUCGCCGCACUCUAUCGCGCAAUGCCCAAUAUUCUUUACAUCCGCCCCUGCGAUUCUGAAGAGGUCGCCGGCGCGUACACGGCCGCCCUUGACGCGCGGGGCACGCCCUCCAUCAUCUCCCUCUCUCGCCAGGCCGUCGAGCAGUACCCGCAGCAUUCUAGUCGCGACGGCGUGCAGCGCGGCGCAUACGUCUUCAUCGAAGAAAAGGAUGCAGAUGUGACUCUGAUCGGUGUCGGCGCCGAGAUGUGCUUCGCCAUCAAAACUCGGGACGUGCUGCGCCAAAAGUUCGGCAUCAAGGCCAGAGUGGUGUCGUUCCCCUGUCAGCGACUCUUCGACAGCCAGCCCAUCGAGUACAAGCGCCAGACGUUGCAGUACCGGAGCAAUGCUCCCCGGGUCGUAAUCGAGGCGUACGCCGUCAACGGAUGGGAGCGCUACGCCGAUGCGGGAUUCUCUAUGUCGACAUUUGGUAAGAGCCUGCCGGGCAAGGACGCGUACAACUACUUUGGCUUCGAUGAGGAGGUGAUUGCACCCGAGGUGGCGAAGCUGGUAGAGUUUGUUAAGAGGGAAGGGGUGGAGAGCCUGCGAGGAGAGUUUCGUGACUUGAAUCCAGUGCGACACUCUCAUCAAUAG